AUGGUAAUUCCCAGGAAAUAUUUGGAACUUCCGGAGCAUCAAAGAUCAGAUGCUAUGAAUAGCAUGGUUUACGAAGCUGCUGCAAGAAUCACGGAUCCAGUUUACGGUUGCGCUGGUACAGUGACCCUACUUCAGCAGCAAAUCCUGGGGCUUCAAGAAGAGUUGGCGAAAGCGCAGGGCGAGAUCCUUAAUAUGCAAUGCCAGAUUGCCAAUUUAGUCUCGUUAAAUUGGAUGGAAAUGUUUCCGUCGCAAGAGCAAGAAACCAUUAAUGUCUCGGGGCUGCAGCAAGAUAUUAUCCAUAUGUCGGAAAAACAGCCAUGGGAUGACAGUGACACAACUAAUUUUUCUUUAGAACAAUUUUGUACACAUGAGAAAGCUAUGGGCAUAUGA
Messenger RNA from Coffea arabica (coffee), 390 nucleotides. NCBI's taxonomy places the organism in Eukaryota, Viridiplantae, Streptophyta, Magnoliopsida, Gentianales, Rubiaceae. The record is from RefSeq and is a predicted model, not a curated record.